AUGCACCCGCCAGCUUCACACACGACCACAACGAAGCACUUUUUCAACGAUUCGCCAAACGACCGAGAGAGCGACUUUGUGACAAUGAGUGACGGAAAACUGAAGGAAUGGAGCGCCAUUCACGCCCAGUCGCCUGCGUUUACGCAACUCGUCGUCAAGUCGAUGAGAGAGCUUUUCCCCGAGGAAUUAGCUGAUAGGACCUGGGACAAUGUCGGACUCCUCCUUGACAACAUCGAAGCACCUGGUGACAAAGAGCUAGAGUCGCGCGUCCUCCUCACCAACGACCUCACAUAUCUCGUUGCCGAGGAAGCUAUCAAACUCGGCGUCAGUGUCAUUGUGAGCUACCGUAAGAACAGCCCCCACCUUUCGUCUCCCUCUAAGCCCCUGUCGCCCCUCCAUGUGCCCUGCCAUCAUCCCUUCAUCUUCCGUGGUCUCAAAUCCAUUACCUGCGCCGACCCGCAACAGGCAACGCUUCUUCGUCUUGCCAGCCGGCGCAUCGCAGUGUACUGCCCGCACACGGCCCUUGAUGCGAGCCCUCGCGGCAUAAACGCCUGGCUCGCCGAGACCGUCGAACACGCCGCCCGGCAAACAACCGAUCCCGCCGAGACAGCCGAACUCAAGGCCGAGCACCGGGUCCUCCGCCCAAUCGCCAACCCGCCGGAGAACAACGAGGGCGCGGGUUACGGCAUGGCUACGACUCUGAGCAGAGAAGUGCCAGUAGCCAGGAUCAUCAAGGGUGUCGGUAAGAUGCUCGGCGGAUUCAGGCAUUUGCAUCUCGUCCAACCGCCAGGUUGCGAUCUGGCACGCGCUACCGUAAGCAAGGUUGCGGUAUGCGCCGGGUCGGGAGCUGACGUCCUCCGCAACUCGGACGCGGAGCUUUGGAUUACGGGCGAAAUGAGCCACCACGAUGCCCUAAAAGCGGCACAGGAGGGUCGGAUCGUCGUCACCACGUACCACAGCAACACGGAGAGGAGAUACCUAGACCUUAAGUUGAGGGACAUACUCGAAGAGAAGCUGCAGGAAGCAGGCGAGGAUGCCGACGUCAUCGUGAGCAGCGUUGAUCAGGAUCCAUUCAAAGUCGUCGAUAUCGAUGCGCUGUAA
This is a messenger RNA of Parascedosporium putredinis, 1101 nucleotides long. The record is from the annotation of a GenBank genome assembly. NCBI's taxonomy places the organism in Eukaryota, Fungi, Ascomycota, Sordariomycetes, Microascales, Microascaceae.